AUGAGCGACCAAGACGAGAAGGUGAACGUUCUCUUUUGCUGCCUCGGCAAUAUCUGCCGCAGCCCCAUGGCAGAAGCUGUAUUUUCCGAGCACGUGAAGCGCAAUGGUGCCGCCGACAAGUUUGGCGUGAUCGACAGUUGCGGCACUGCAGACUACCACGUAGGCGAGGAGCCGCAUGAGACGACCGUCGCUGUAUGCAAAGAGCACGACAUCCCUGUCAAGCAUCUGGCACGCGCCAUACGUCGAGGGGACUUUUCCACGUUUGACUACAUCUUUGGCAUGGAGUAUGUAUCGGAUCUGCCGCUUAUGUAUAGCUCCAACAAUGUCAAGAACCUGCGCAGGAUGCAGCCGCCGGGCACAAAAGCAAAGGUGCUGCUGUUUUCCGAAUUCGACGACAAGGCCACUGUAUGCGAUCCAUACUAUGUACGUGCGACGCGACACGACGCGUUUCCCGACACUACUAACAUGUGGCAGAUUGGCAACCAUGCUUUCUACACGGUAUUCGAACAGUGUGUACGCUACACGAACGCAUUCCUUGCUGCCCACAAGAUGGCUGCCCUCCCCGCCCAGCUGUAA
Molecule: messenger RNA, 576 nt
Organism: Malassezia vespertilionis
Lineage: Eukaryota; Fungi; Basidiomycota; Malasseziomycetes; Malasseziales; Malasseziaceae
Exons: 5
Coding region: 1-576 (191 amino acids)
Biological process (GO): protein dephosphorylation
Molecular function (GO): protein tyrosine phosphatase activity
Source: RefSeq, a predicted model, not a curated record